Oncorhynchus gorbuscha (pink salmon) is the source of this 3251-nucleotide messenger RNA. RefSeq names its product zinc finger protein 384-like. Gene Ontology annotation, molecular function: DNA-binding transcription factor activity, RNA polymerase II-specific; chromatin insulator sequence binding; RNA polymerase II cis-regulatory region sequence-specific DNA binding. Lineage: Eukaryota; Metazoa; Chordata; Actinopteri; Salmoniformes; Salmonidae. The record is from RefSeq and is a predicted model, not a curated record. Gene Ontology annotation, cellular component: nucleus; chromosome. Gene Ontology annotation, biological process: regulation of transcription by RNA polymerase II. The coding region runs from base 505 to 2238 and encodes 577 amino acids. The transcript has 12 exons.
ACGUUUUUUUCUGUGUUUUUUUUAUUCGUGAGGUUUUUUUUGUUUUUUUAUUUUCUCAGUGUGACGAACAGGGAGAGGGAUGGAGGCUUAAGGGGUUGUGGCAUUGUUGUUUUCAAGCGGGAGUUUAUUUGUUUAUUGUCGACUUUAAAAAUAGGCCGCAUAGUAGCAAGCUAGCUAACAAAAGCUGAAAUUAAUGGAGGCAAGUUAGCUAGCCAGCUAACCUCAAGGAGCUAGCUAGCUUCUACGUUAACUAACUAGCUCAGAUUUCACUCCUCUGUUGUUGCUAGAUAAUUAACUCGCUAGAUAACAUCAAUAGCAGUCUAUCAAGCUUGCCACCAGACAUUUAGCUGAAAGAAAGGGUAGGCGAGUGUUUUAUUGUAACGUUAGGUGACGGUCGGCGGCUAUCCCGUUGGCUGGCAAGCUGUCUUGUGUGUGUGUGUCCUGGCCUGGGAUAGGACAUACUAUAACUUGACAGAACUUAAUGUUCCACUUCAGAAUGAAAUAAUGGAAGAUUCCCAUUUCAACUCAUCAUACUUUUGGUCUCCCGUUCCUACAGUACAAGGACAGAUUGAAAACGCCAUGUUCCUGAACAAGAUGAAGGAGCAGUUGAGUCCAGACAAUAAGGGUUCUCCAUCGUUCCCUCACUCCUCGCACUAUCCCACCGCCGUGCUCACCAUGGACGCUGGAGGCCGGGUGGUGCCCAAACAGGAAGGUGGAGGCGUCCAAUUGAACGCCAUAGGUGGGCACCUGCACCAGCCGCACACCUCACAGAAUAUCACGGUGGUGCCCGUCCAGUCCACGGGCAUCAUGACGGCAGCGGGGCUAGUGAUAACCACUCCUCAAGGCACCCUGGUCUCUCAACCCACCUCCACACAAUCUUUUGUGUCCGGACCCCCUGCCACCACCAUGAUAGUGUCCUCACUGCACCCCACAAACACAGAGAGCAGCCAGCACUCCUCUCUCUACUUCUACAGCCACAGCAAGAAAGAGGAUUUGGUCAUCCCUCCUGCUGUCAUGCCAACGCCCGGGAAGCGGGGCAGGAAGAAGAAGUCAAUGAUGCCGAGGGCGGGCGCCACCCUCCCCCCAGGAAGUGAUGCGUUGAUUCUGGCACACCUGGCUGCUGGGGGACAGCACCACACUGCCGACCAUUAUGACUUAUCAAAUGAUGAGGAUGAGCAUGGGAACAAAGAUGGGACCAAAUCAUACAGGUGCCGGAUGUGUGCGGUGACGUUCUUCAGCAAGUCGGACAUGCAAAUCCACGCCAAGUCUCACACGGAAGCCAAGCCGCACAAGUGCCCCCACUGCUCCAAGUCGUUCGCCAACUCCAGCUACCUGUCCCAGCACAUUCGCAUCCACAGCGGGGCCAAGCCCUACACCUGCUCCUACUGCCAGAAAACAUUCAGGCAGCUCAGUCACUUACAGCAGCACACACGAAACCACACUGAGGGCAAACCGCACAAGUGUCCCCACUGCUCCAAAUCGUUCUCCAACUCCAGCUACCUUGCCCAGCACAUCCGCAUCCACAGCGGGUCCAAGCCCUACACCUGCUCCUUCUGCCAGAAAACAUUCAGGCAGCUCAGUCACUUACAGCAACACCACAGGAUCCACACGGGGGAUCGACCUUACAAGUGUAUCCAUCCUGGCUGUGAGAAAGCAUUCACUCAGCUGUCCAACUUACAGUCUCACCGCCGCCAGCACAACAAAGACAAGCCGUAUAAGUGCCACAACUGUAACCGCGGUUACACAGAUGCGGCCAGUCUGGAGGUGCACCUGACCACUCACACGGUCAAACACGCCAAGCUUUACUCCUGUGGCCUGUGCAACCGCGCCUACACCUCGGAGACCUACCUGAUGAAACACAUGCGGAAGCACAACCCUGACCCCCUCACGGUGGCGGCAGCCAUCGCCGCCCAGCAGGCUCAGGGCCACACCCCCGGAGGAGGGGGCAGGGGGAGGGGCCGUGGGAGAGGAGGAGGCGGGGCAAAUGCUGUGGGUGGUCCUGGAGGGGCGGGCCAGAACCCGGGGCAGAACCAGUCCCAGAACCCCAACAACCCCCAGCAGGGCAGCUACCCACAGACGGAGGGCGUGCCAUGCUCCUUCGACCUGCACCAGUACAAGACGGUGUCGGCCGGCGAGAUCCAGUACAAGCCAGUCAGCGUGGCUGAUCUAUCGGCCCAUAAGGACCUCUGCUUGACCGUGUCCACCUCAGCCAUCCAGGUGGAGCACAUGAACUCAUAGAGCAGGAGGAUGGACAGAGGGGGGAGGGGAGGAGAGGAGUUUGGACAGAGCAGAAGAUAGACAGAAUGGAAAGGGAGGGAGGGAGGGAGGGAGGAGGCUGUGUCACUUUAACUGGGAGGAUAGGCUCAUUGUGAUGGCUGGAAUGGAAUAAAUGGAACUGUGUCAAACACAAUCAAUGUGUUUGAUUCCAGCUAUUUCAAUGAGGCCGUUCUCCGAUUUCUCCUCCCACCAGCCUACACUGACAGGGAGAAAGGACUAAGUAAAAGUGACACUGCCUUGGGGUUGGCGAAGGAAUGGAUGGAAGAAUGAGGUUUGGCGAUGCAAGACCCAAUCAGAGAAGGAAAGGAGGGCGUGAAGAGGAAACCUGAGAUGAAGAGGAAGUAUGGGAUAUGUAGUCCAGUAUUGAAUGAAGAGAUAAUCUAUGAAUGGUUCAAAGAAGGCACUUAAAGGAGAAGACAUCGAAAAGAGAUGAGGGGGGGGGGGGCUGAUAUAAAGAAGGCACUUGAUCAAUCUUGUAUUUUUACCCUCAUGGUUUCUCAUUGUUUCACUUAUUAGUUGUAUGUAUAUUAUCAUAUGUAUGUAUUUUUCUACCAACAUUGGAAUGUGUUAACGAACUACGUGGGAAAGUAAAAAGAUUGUGCAAGGAAAGUGAGUGAAAAGAAACAUCAAGAAACAGAGCAGAUUUUGUAUUUAAGAAUGAUCAUUUUCUAUAUUCCCAACUCAUUCUUGCAAAGCAAGGGGUAUGGGGGAGAAAGGCGGAUUGUGUUGAAACAAUGAGGUACUUUUAACAGUUUUUUUUUUUUUUUACCUUUCAUACAGAGUAUUAGUACCAUCGUUAUUCUUAUUGUACGCAACUAUCAAUGUUAUCCUCAUUAUUAUCCAUUGGAAGAUACUGUAAUCUAUGUAGAUAUGCAGUACCACUCAAAAGUUUGGACACGCCUACUCAUUCCGGGGUUUUUCUUUAUUUUGACUAUUUUUUACAUUGUAGAAUAAUAGUGAAGACAUCAAAACUA